Molecule: messenger RNA, 1499 nt
Organism: Phyllopteryx taeniolatus (common seadragon)
Lineage: Eukaryota; Metazoa; Chordata; Actinopteri; Syngnathiformes; Syngnathidae
Product: C-type lectin domain family 4 member E-like
Exons: 6
Coding region: 156-983 (275 amino acids)
Source: RefSeq, a predicted model, not a curated record
CUGCGACUCGUUUCAAGUCUGCGCAUCAACCAAAACGCGCUUCACUCAUUUCAACUCUUCAGACCUCUCAAACGUUUUUUUUAUUUUAUUUUAUUUUAUUUUUUUUUUUAAAAAACGUCUUACUUUUAUUUUGUUCAACGUCUGUUCUAGCAAAGAUGCCAAUCGGCGGGCCGGAGUGCGGUUCCGACAGGAUGUUCAGCAAACUGAUUGAGGACGAUGAAGAGUUGGACCCACGUCCAGAUGUCCACAUGCCGGGAGACCCUGCAAUGAGACCCACGAUCAAAGUGACCGGCCCGUAUCGCAUGGCCUCCAUCUGCCUGGCGACGUUGUGCGGCGUCCUGCUCGUCGCCAUCAUCGCCGUCACCGCGCACUACAAGAACAAAGCAGCAGGAGGCGCCGCAGCGGAGGCGCAGAUGCAGACGGCCGACGUGGACGCCCUGAACGCCGUCAUCAGCCAGCUGCGGCGGGAAAAGGACGAUCUGCAGAAGAAACUUGAUGCCAGGACCACCCUGGCAGCCGCAGGCCCCCGUGCCGCCACCUCGCCCACCUCGCCCGUGGUGUGCCCGCCAGAUUGGCUCUUCUUCAACUCCAGCUGCUACUUCAUCUCGGAGGUGUCCCGGAACUGGCCGGUGAGCCAGGCCUACUGCGAGAGCAAAGGAGCUCACCUGGCCGUCAUCCUCGCGGCCGACGAGCAGACGUUCCUGUGGGAUCAACUCCCGCGAGGCCACUGGAACGCCUACUGGAUCGGAAUCACCGACGGCCACACGGAGGACCGGUGGACGUGGGUGGACGGGACGCCGCUGGUGGGCGGCUUCUGGGAGGAAGGCGAGCCCAACAACCACAUCGAUGAGGACUGCGGCUACAUAGUGAAGACGCGCGUGCUGGAGCGGGUGGCGCUGCGCAGCUGGUACGACGCCCCCUGCGACAUGUUCCGCCCCUUCAUCUGCGAGAAGGAGCUGGACGGCGCCCACGGCGCUCGCUGACAUCCUCCACGUCACAGCCGAACUGGACCAAAACAAUAAAGUAGGCGUAAUUUGCUCACAAAAAUACUAAUUACUAAUAUUAAUAUCAGGUUGGGUAAGCGAAUGGAACAUAAAUGGUAAGAAACAGGACGUUGCGUAUUGCAGAAGGUGCGCUCCAUUUGCUCACCCAGAUAUCCAAGUUGUUCUGGGAAUGAUAAUAAUCCACAAACGACUAUUUUGUUAUACAUAUUUUUGUAUUUUGUGGCCACAAAUUUGUAUUUUGUGAGCACAUCAUAAGUGUUUUUGCCAGAAAUUAUUUUUUGAGCAUAUAAUACAUAUUUUGGUAUUUUGCCACAAAUUAGUAUUUUGUGUGCACGAUAUACACAUUUUGGUAUUUUGUGGCCACAAUUUAGCAAAAAAUAAAAAUAAAAUUCCAUGUCAUGUCUAGGGCUCUCUACUGAUGCCAGUUUCAUGUUGUAAAUAAGUACAUCAAUUAAAAUGUAAUUGUUUUUGUAUCGUACUCUUUUGUAAAAAAAA